Messenger RNA from Electrophorus electricus (electric eel), 2327 nucleotides. The record is from RefSeq and is a predicted model, not a curated record. Lineage: Eukaryota; Metazoa; Chordata; Actinopteri; Gymnotiformes; Gymnotidae.
ACACCAAAGUAGCCGACUGCAGAAAGACAUUGUUCUAGCUAUCGCUGCAAUCGCUGUUCGCUUCAAUAUUCACGCCGACAGAAAAGGGAUUUUCGGGCGGCAGAUAUCGGUUGAGUCUCACAGAAACUCGUUUUUAUAUUCGAGGGUGGAACUGCAUUGUCCCUGCAUUUAUGAGACAAGGUAGACUCCAGACAGAGGUGCCCCCUACUCACCACAGUGAUAUGGAGGAUGAGUGGACACCCAGUCUGGAGAGGAAAGCUCCAGCACCAGCAAACCUGACACCUUCCACAGUAAAAUCAUCAGAAGCCCAGGCUCCUGUUCACUCACUGCUCUGUAUAAAGACAGAGGAGAGUGCAGGAGAUUUUCAGAAGGUUUCUGAACCCAUUCUAGAGGAUGAAUUGAAGCUAGAAGAGAUAACUAGAGAAAUUCAGGAUGUGAAGACCGAGGCCUGUACCACCUCAGAUGCGGAAGGGAUAUUGGUCUCUGUACACCAUAGCACCCCUAUGGACCAACAGAUUGGAACAGUCCGGAAGAAGCCCAGAUCCCAUAGAUCAGAAAGGAAGGACGGCCAAUCUCAAGUCUUUUCCUGCUCCGUGUGUCAACUUUCCUGCACAGCUCAAAAUUACCUCCACAAACACAUCAGUAGAUGCCACGUUGAGGAGUACGUCAGAUUGCUGAAAUCAGGAGGAAUUAAAAAUGAAAAUGUGGCGCCCCAAAAAAGCUUGAUUACUCCACAAACAUCCUCUGAUACUCUUCACACCAACACACUUCACAGACAUUCACAGAAUGAUAUUGAAAACGAGAGAACUCACCACUGCUCAGAGUGUGGAAAGAGUUUUACUAGACAGAGUAGCCUCCAACAACACCAGCGCUUUCACACAAGAGAGAAGCCGUAUCACUGCUCAGAGUGUGGCAAGAGUUUUACUACAAAAGUUAUUCUCCAAAGACACCAGCGCAUUCACACAGGAGAGAAGCCGUAUCACUGCUCAGAAUGUGGCAAGAGCUUUACUGUGUGGAGUGCUCUUCACACACACCAGCGCAUUCACACAGGAGAGAAGCCGUAUUACUGCUCAGAGUGUGGGAAGAGCUUUACUACAAAGGGUGGUCUCCAAAGACACCUGCGCAUUCACACAGGAGAGAAGCCAUAUUACUGCUCAGAGUGUGGUAAUAGAUUUAUUGGACAGAGUCAUCUCCAAAGACACCAGCGCAUUCACACAGGAGAGAAGCCGUAUCACUGUUCAGAAUGUGGAAAUGGUUUUAAUACACAGCAGAAUCUUCGCACACACCAACAUACUCACACAGGUGAGAAGCUGUAUCACUGCUCAGAGUGUGGGAAGCGUUUUAGUAGACAGAGUCUUCUCCAACAACACCAGCGCAUUCACACAGGAGAGAAGCCAUAUCACUGCUCAGAGUGUGGAAAAAGUUUUACUCUACGGAAUACUCUCCAAAAUCACCAGCGCAUUCACACAGGAGAGAAGCCGUAUCACUGCUCAGAAUGUGGAAAGAGUUAUAUUACACAGCAGAAUCUUCGCACACACCAACAUACUCACACAGGAGAGAAACCAUAUCACUGCUCAGAGUGUGGGAAGAGUUUUAUUAGACAGAGUCAUCUCCAACGACACCAGCGCCUUCACACAGGAGAAAAGCCAUAUCACUGCUCAUAGUGUGGAAAGAGUUUUACUUCAUGGAAGACUCUUCACACACCAGCACAUUCAGACAGGAGAGAAGCCGUAUCACUGCUCAGAGUGUGGGAAAAGUUUUAUGUGGAGUGCUCUUCACACACACCAGUGUGUUCACACAGGAGAAAAGUCUUUUAACUGUUCAGAGAGUGGGAAGAGCCAUACUGUACAGAGUUCUCCAAAGACAUGAGCACAUUCACACAGUGAACUGUAUCACUGCUUAGAGUGUGGGAGGAGCUUCAUUUUUUUUGAGUACUUUAAAGAAACACGUAUGCAGUAAUUGCCUGUGAAAACCCUCUCAAUACAUCCAAAAGAGGGUAUGCUGUUAGAUCCUGCAGCCUAUCUGUCUUCAGGCACACAAUACAAGGUCUCUGCUUAUCAGUCAUGACAUGGCAGCUUGACCGUUAUCUGGUCGCCCGAGGUCAUCCGCUUCCUCUUCUUGUCUCCUUUACCCCUCCCUUUCUCUUUCUCUCUCUCUCUGUCUCUCUCUAAGCACAGGAGUGGCUCAUGGCGGGCACGGGAACAGCUCGUGGCUUGUUAAUGCAGAGAAAAUCCAAUCUUUACUAACCAUGUCUCUUUCCUUUCUACGUAGAUCCUUAGAACAUGCCUCACUUUUCCCCGUCAUCCUGUAGAUUUAGAUAGUAGAUA